GCGAAGUUGUCAUCAUCGACGCACAACAGGGUUGUCGGACUACGUUCAACGGGGUUUUCCUUCGAUGGCGGCGUUGUUGCUGUGUGUGGACCCCUGCAGAGCUGGCUACGGGGCAGUCAAAUGUCUCGUAAAGGAACUCCCUCCGCUUGCAAGUCAAAACAAAUCCCGCGAAUCUUUCGUAAUCGACGUGGUUUGUGUUCGGUUCGCGGUUGGCCGCACAGUGAGGUCGGCGUCGUGAGUGGAUCCACGAUAGGUUACGACGAAUCGAGUCUUCUAGCCGCUACACCGGAUGAGGAUAAAAGAAAGGAGGCAAAUAAAAAAGGAAAACAUAAAGCGAGGGAGGACGAGGACGAGGAGGAGACAACGACGACAACGUCAACGAUACGUUAUCCGGAGAAGGUUUGGGUGAUAGAGAGCAGUCAGGAGACGUGCGACAGUGUCGGGAGCCAGACGAACGUCGAUCCGAUCGGUAAAACCGCCGAUGUCGAGACUGUAGCCGACAUCGAGAAAUGGUUAAAAACGCGCACCGAGUCCGUGUCGAGCAUGGAUCUCGACGCGAUCAAGUCCGGGGUCGAGGAGGGCGUCGACCGGUACCUGGGCGAGGAACUCCAGCACGCUUUUCUGGAAAAGGACCCUGACGGUCUGUCAAUCGACAUAGAUCUGUCCGACAAGAAACUGAAUCUAGGUUAUGAUCCGUUGCUACAAGAGCUGCAGAGCGAGAAACUGCUCGACGCCUGCGAGAAGGACGGUUUCAUACUGCCAGAGUUUCAGCUCGAUCACUUGGACCCGUUGGCUCUGUCUCCGGACGAUAUGAUGGUCGCCGGCGAAAUUUUGCCGUCGACCAGCGCGCAACCAACCCUAACCGUUCCCAACAGUGACGUAGACGGGAUAUGCGUGGAGACGGAUCAAAAUUCGAUAAUGCGAAAGACCAUGAUUCCGGACGACCAAGAGCCCCAUAGCAAGUCCGCGCAGGCUGUCAUUGAUAACCUGCAUGUUAUGGAGAAUGUAAAGAAAGAGGAUGACAUUAAGUCCUCGAAGGACAAUGGUUUAGGGGACAGUGCCACGAAUCUCUAUAUGCAGGAUCUCAGUACAGAUAAUGAAGUCCACGAACUGCCAAGCGAGAAGUUAGUUGACGAUUCGGAGAAUGCCAUAAUCGAACAGUUAAAAACUAAAGCUAAAGUCAAGCUAGAGCCUAGAAUUAUUAAGAGACGCAGGAGGAUAUCGGGAACUGGGGAGAAGAAGUUAGAUAGUGAGAUAAAAAUAACCGGGGAGGAUUUCAUAGACACCGAAGACGGUGUCAUGGCAGUUGUAGCAAUAUCUACAGAUAAGAUUUCAAAUAUGACACAAAUUGUUAUAAACACUGGGACAGAGGAACAAAUCUAUCAAGGAAGGACAUCAGAACUUAUAGAAGCUACUGGUAAUUUUCCAAAAUUACCAAAACUAGAUACUUCAACGGCAUGGAACAACACAAUAGAACAAAAUGAUAAUCUAAAUAAUCAUGAAAUGGUGAUAUCCAAUGCUCUGGAGGAAUUAGGCAUUACGGAUGACAAUUUACAGCCAAUAUCCAUUACCGAAAAUGGGAAAGUGUGGGUUUGUCCUCGAGAAGACUGCUGUAGACAAUUUAGUAAACUAUAUGCCUUGAAAGGCCAUUUAUUAGCUCACUACGGAGUAAGACCCUUUAAGUGCGACUUUGAAGGAUGUGCUUGGGCAUUUUAUUCAGAAUUUAAGCUUAAGAGGCACAAAGAGACACACUUAAAACGUAAAGACUAUGUUUGCGAGGUAGAAGGUUGUAAUCGUCGGUUUACAACAAUUUACAAUCUGUGGAGUCACGCGAAGCUACAUAGUCGGCCAAAUAGGAUAGUGUGUCAAGUACCAGACUGCCAAGAGAAGUUCCAGACGAAGAGAGCCCUGGAACUCCACAUGAAAUCCCAUGACCAGAGUCACGCUCCGUAUGUCUGUAAACACGAGGGAUGCGGGAAACGAUAUUAUAGUAGUAAUGCUUUGACGUCGCAUCAAAGAUGCCAUAGUUAUAAAGAAGUAGAUGUAAAAUGUUCGUGGCCGGGCUGCGGAAAAGUAUUCGAUAAGCCGUGCAGGCUCAAGGCCCACAUACGUUCUCAUACCGGUUGCAAACCUUAUCUUUGUACAUUUCAAGGUUGCCAGUGGGCUUUCUCAUCCUCUAGCAAAUUGAAGAGGCAUCAGAAGAAGCACACCAACGAACGUAAAUUCGUGUGCGACGUUCCCUCAUGCGGGAAAGCGUUCAUGAGGUCGGAACAUCUCAAGGAACACAGACUGACCCACAAGGAAGGGAGAUACUUUCAAUGUUUUCUAUGUAAUGCGAAAUUCUCGGCGAAAAGUAGUUUAUACGUUCACAUAAAGAAGCAUCAAAUUAAAGAGGAACUAGAACCGAAUCAACGGGACGUCGUCGUUGGUGGUGGUCAGAAACGUGGUAAAGUGAAAGAACCACAAUGCUCCAGGGUAAAUCCGGUUGUGAAAUCGAAAAGAAAGUCAAUAGACCUGAAUGUGAAUACAGGCUUCCUAAACCCAUCCGCCACCGAGAACCUCGAACCGAACGACAAUAGUCUGAGAAAUAACAAUGAAAAUCAAAUUAAAAUUGAACCAGUGCCUCCACAAGAUCAAUCCAAGACAUUGUAUCAUUGUCCGGUUGAGACCUGUACACGUUCGUACACCACAAAAGCUACGUUAAGGGCACACAUGUUGAAAGUACACGGCACACCGGUCGAAGAAUGUGAUAAGUCGUCGAAUGCAGUGUCCGCGAGUCCAGUCUGCAAUAUGGAUUACAUUUUAUACACUGCACCGUCGGUGUCGGAACCUACCGAUCAAAUGAUAAUGGUAGCGCCGUGUGAUGCUGUUAUACUCAGCACCUCGAAUGAUACAGAUCGCUCUCUACCGGAACCGGAACCACCACCUCUUAACAACAUACUGAAAACCACGGAACCUUCUACGAACGUUACAACGCACCAGCAGCUGUCUCAUCAACACGUGAGAAAGGAUCAGGGAUCAGCAAGGACUGACUUAACAUUCUCCGACGUGUCAAAACUGAAAUCGAACGGUGCUGUUUUAGAUUCUAUUGUCGGAGCAUCCGAUGUUGUGUUAGGUGCAAGUGAUAUAGAGGAGGGUCUGUUGCUCACAGAGGAAUUACCUUCCAUGUAUUAUCAAGAUGAUGUAGUAGGAACAGAGUAUCAGGUACUGUUACUUGACUCAGUACCGCCUGAAAGUACUAUAAAUCUUCGGGGACUUGAAUAGUCGUAGACGAUUUGUCUAUGAAAAAGGAUGAAAACCGGUCAUUGUUAUUUUUUAAUGUAGGAUAAGUUUUAAUAUGGUCUGUGAUCAAAGGCUUGUUUUCAGCCUUCCAUUCAUUUAUACAGCAGUCCAU
This is a messenger RNA of Dufourea novaeangliae, 3394 nucleotides long. RefSeq names its product zinc finger Y-chromosomal protein 1-like. Gene Ontology annotation, biological process: regulation of transcription by RNA polymerase II. NCBI's taxonomy places the organism in Eukaryota, Metazoa, Arthropoda, Insecta, Hymenoptera, Halictidae. Gene Ontology annotation, cellular component: nucleus. The record is from RefSeq and is a predicted model, not a curated record. Bases 121 to 3264 code for a protein of 1047 amino acids. The transcript is spliced from 2 exons.